AUGAUGGUUCAAUUUCGAUCUCUCCUCGCUUUCUUGCCUCUUAUGCUCUCCUCAACAGCAUUCCUUCUUCCCCGCCAAGCAACCACAACGCAGGUCUACAAAUUCCCUUCCACCGCCUCGAUCGAAGGAAUCGGUAUCCGAGAAAAUGGUCAAAUUCUCAUCACUCGUAUGGACGCUGGGGAAAUCUGGCAAUAUGAUCCUACGACAAAAGCCGCAGCAAAACUCAUCUCCAUCUCGGGAGUCACAGCUACCGCAGGUAUUGUGGAAUUAGCACCCGAUGUAUGGUACAUCGUUGGCGGAAAAUACUCAGGGGGUGCGAAUACAGCGGGAAGUUGGGGGGUCUACAAGCUGAAUUUGAAUGGUGCCAGUCCGGCGUUGAGCACGGUCAAGGUUGUGCCGGAGAGUAAACUUUGGAAUGGGUUGACUAAGUUGGAUAACGAUACUUUACUUAUCGGAGAUGCGCAGGCAGGGAGUGUGUUCAAGAUGAGUGCCUCCACCGGUAAAUACUCAGCCAUCAUCACUGCGAACUCGGAAAUGACACCCGGAGGUGGAAUCCCCUUCGGUCUUGAUGGCAUUCGCUACUACAAUGGCUCUUUGUACUUUACGAACAUUUCGAAGAAUACAUUCUCGAGAGUACCGAUUGAUGCCAGCGGUAAGGCGGGGACGGUAGUCAAGAUCUAUAGCAAUACCCCUGGAGACGAUUUGAGUUUUGAUAGUUUGGGAAAUGCGUAUGUUGCGACCAACUUGCAGAACUCAGUUAUCAAGGUGGAUGCAGCCGGGAAGAUUACUAAGUUGGCGACUGUCAGUGGAAGUACCUGUACGGCGUUUGGGAGGACGGAGGCGACCAAGAAUACACUUUAUGUGGGGGGUGGAAGUUCUGUUAUGAGCUUUCCUGUUACUUUCUAA
Molecule: messenger RNA, 906 nt
Organism: Hymenoscyphus albidus
Lineage: Eukaryota; Fungi; Ascomycota; Leotiomycetes; Helotiales; Helotiaceae
Source: the annotation of a GenBank genome assembly